ACAGAAUGUAUAUUUCCACACCUCCAUCAACAGUAUAGGGGUCAUGGCCAUCGUAGAGGUCAUCUCAAUAACGAUGGACCAGAAUGGCAACACCAAGUACCACCCCUGUGGCUGGACAAUUGUCAGGAUAUUCAAAACAGAUGAGGAACUGCCUGAUUCUUCCAGAUCUAGUACAGUUCCUGUACAAAAGAUUCAGAUGUACUAUGGUUCACCAAGAGCUUUGUAUUUUAUGGAGGAACCAUUAGAAGAAAACAAUUUAUUGAAGGAAGUACCAGAUUGUUUUCUACAUUGUACAAUAGCCACACACAAAGCCAUGUUGUAUGCCAUGACUGUUAUGCCUGAGAACGUUAUUGUGGGUAACAAUGAUAUUAUACCGGGGCUCCAGGAUGGCAACACUCCAGGGAAGGACAGAUUGAAGAAAGCCAAGCUACACAGACAGGUUCUAUGUACUAUAGAAGCAUUAAACAUACAUCUCCCACCAUCUGUCGAGAAGUUUGAGGAUGAGUUAUGUGCCCUUCUCAGUGAAGAUAGAAGACACAGAGAAAAUCGUCAAACAGGAACUAAUGUUUCCAUUGUAGAAAGGAGACUUUUGAUUGGAGUACACAAUGGUUGGUGUUAUUUGUCUAAACCAGAACUUCAUCACUUGGAUGUCUGGAGUGAGGGGAACAAAGUAAUUAAACCACAGGCUAGUCCUAGCAUGAGAAGAAGUCAGAAAUACAUGUCAACAUCAGUCAGAUCAUUGAAUGGGGCCGCUAGUCAGCAUGGUCAGGGUACAAUGCUUGUAUUAAAGAACAGAUUAGAGAUAUCUGAGUUAUUGGAGGACCCUAUGUUGUCGCUGGUGUUUACAUUGGAGUAUGUUAUUGGUGAACCUAUCUCUCAGGAGGAAAGAAAGAUGUAUAGUAGCCUUAGUAGAGGUAAUUCCCGUAUCGUAGCACUACGCUGGUGUGCCUGGAACCCAUUCCUUCACCCUAACCAGGAGAACAUUAGUAUAUCAUUGAUGGGUGGAGCUGUCCCUAAUCCUAACGAUGACCUCACGUAUAAACUACCUGAUACUAAGAUGCAGGAUGCUGAUGCCGGGAAACAUGCUGGGGGAUCUAUUAACUUCUACUGGAAAUGUUCUAUGGAUACCCAGUCCCUUCAUGUACCCAUGGGAGCCCCACACUUUUUACCAGGUUCCAUGCCAUCUGUAAGGAGUGACGAUGGAAGUGAAGCACUACCCAGUCCAGACAGUGGCAAGAAGCCACCAUCAGGGAGAGUCAAGGAAGAAAGAGAAAGGAAAGGUGGGGGUAGACAUACAAGUUGGUCCAGUGAUACAACAAAAGGAUCACACCUUGGAGAAUCAUUUGCUGGACCUCAUUCCCUUCAGGUGCCACAAAUGCAGAUGCCUCAGACAUUCUACCCACAAGGUUAUCCUCAACAGAUGCCACAGAUGCCACCCAUGUAUGGAAUGGCACCUAAUACAUAUAUGCCAAUGAUGCAAGGUCCAGCCUAUGAUAUUAGUCACAGACAGCCAUCAAUCCCACCACCUCAUCCAGAAAUAAGUGAGCAGGUUUUCCGUCCUACGCAUACACCUAUAAUGAUGCCUCUUCCACAGCCAGACAGAGCACAAGGACUGUCUAGAGCAGCCUAUGCAAGACUUUACUCAGCUGGUUUCCAUCCCAUUCUGGACCGUAACAAGGAGCCCCCAGAAGUUAUAGAUCCUAAUGUACCAGUACAGAUAGACUUAGUCAAAGAGGAACAAGAUUCACUACAAUGUAAUGAAAUCAUAUUCCAGUUCUUAGCCUUCUCCAAAUAUGGUAGUGACAUCCAAGAGAAGAAUAAACGUGCAGGGACAGUAUUCUUUACUUUCCAAUUCUACAGGUGUCCACAAGUCACCACAGAAAGACUGUUGUUGGCCAAACCCCAGAAUGACCUGUCUUCAGAUCCACUGUCCAUGCCAUUUAUACUACAGAGAUUAGAGAAAGAUGGAGCACUAAGUAAUGGACCUCCAGGGCUAGAGGUGAAGUACUAUAUGGAUCCAAUGUCGAUGAAGAUAGGAGAAGUCAGUUUACUUCUGUCUCAUCUAUACAGACAGAGGUUACAUAUCGACGUCUGGGAUGGGGACUCUCUGAUGAGGAUUGGUUCUGCUUCAGUGCCUCUCAUGUAUUUGUGUAGAAGUGGACAUGAAGCUGUUCAGUCGACCUUUGAACUUGAUGUAGUAAUGAUGGAAUAUGAUGACCCCAAUCUUAUAGCUGGUACCCAGAGUCAAGGUGCUCAGCCAUUAGGGAUCCAGUCCAUGAUGAAAGGAAAGCUGCAUUUUAGGAUGGCUAAUGUUGGACAUUAUUCUGAUCCUAAAGCCAACUUAAUGGAUGGCAUGUUAACAAAAACACAACAGGUGUCCACUAAGUCUGCCAAAGUCAUUUCAAAUACAGCAGGUAACAUUGCUUAUCCUGGUGGCAGUCUAAAUACUAAUUAUACAGGUAUUACACCAAAGAAGAAGGUAGCCCGAGCCCAUCACAUUACAGAAAGUAACAGAGAAGUAGCUGCCUUGCUCCACUCACAUCAGGAUCAGGUUAUACCUGAGAGGGACAAUAAUCGUGAGGGAGACUCGGAGAAACUGAGGAAGUUAUCACGUAUGGAGGCAGUCAGACAGAAGGAAGGAAUAGAUAAUAAGUUUAAUACUAUUAUGAAUUAUAAAACUGAGAAGCAAGAAAGGAUGAGAGAUUUUAAGACACUUGAGAUUUACCGUACUCAGAGUAAGAAGGACGGAAUCUUGAACAUGCUCAGUCAGGCUAUUACCACUGAUCAUGUGAUCAACCCAGCAUUUGGUAGUACAGAAUUCUUUGAGUUUGUACUUAAGAAUCCUUACAAUGUACAGCAAACAUUUACUGUGGAGUUUGAUGACAAAUAUUUACAUGUAAUCACAGAUGCCCGUGAAUGGAGAUACUUCAAACAACUGAAUGGUUUACAGUCGCCAUUAGAGGAAGGCAUGUUUACUAAACAAAGUAAAUCUCAGUUUGCUGAGAUAUUCCUCAGACCAAAGGAGACAGUGUAUAUACCAUUUAAAUAUCUGUCAUUUAAAGCUGACCAUACUGUUCACCCCCAGGGACCAGUUGAUCCAUUCAAGAAAAGUGAAAAGAAGAUUGAAAAAUCCGAGGAUACUUUGAAAGAAAGUCUGAUUAGGGUCCAUUUUAAUGGAGAAGAUGGCAAGUCUGUAUCUAUCAUGUCAUUAAAGGUCCAACCUAUACCUCAUGUAAUAGACCAGACCUUUAGAUUCCAUAGUCCAGAACAAACAUUCCUAAAGAGGUCCAUUAGAAUACCUAUGGACUCCUUACCUGGUGUGCCUGUAGGAGGUCGAGGACUGAAUCAGCUGUUUGUAAGGUGCAGUGAUCCUAAUAUAAUAACAGAAUGUAAAGCUACACAACCAGGAGAGCCACUUGAUGUAUAUCUAAAGGUAGCAAUGGGUGCUUCUCCACAGAUAAAGAGAUUUUAUAUCGCUAUUUUCACUGAUGCCUUUAUGUCUAAGCCUAUUCAGGUUUGGCAAGUCUACGCCCAUUCUCUACAAAGAGUCGAUGUGUCCUGUGUGGAGGGACAAACGUCAAGAUUUUCAUUACUACUCAGGGGAACACAGUCAUCUCGUCUUGUUAGAUGUUUCUCGUCUAACGAUCAAGAAAUGCAGCUGUAUCCAAAUGAACAAUUUAUGUUAGCUGCCGGUGCCGUCCAUGAACUCAGUGUAGCAGUCCGUCCAUUAAACGAGGGCAUUAAAAUCUUCCAUCUGAAUGUAGUAGAUAUUGAAUACCACCAAUUGAUCAGAAAUUGGUUGAUUUGUGUAACCUGCCGAUCUCCUAUGAUUUCACGGGUAUUUGAUCUGUCGUUACCCGUGGGAGGAGGAAAGGGGAGUAGCAAGAGAAUAACUUAUACCAAUCCCUACCCCCACAAAAAGACAUUUAUCCUACUCACAAAUGAGCCGGAAUUGUUACAAUUUAAAGAAACACGAAUUGAAGUUGAAGGUGGAGCAGAACACACAAUAGGAUUACGCUUUGCCCCAGUGAUGAAAAUUGGAGCAUCUGAGGUGAUGGUGUUUAUUAAUGAUGAAGAUGACAAAAACGAGGAGACAUUUAAAAUAAAUGCUACUUAUAGUGUAUAGUAUCAAAUUAAUUUAUAGGUUGUUUAGUUAUUUGCUAAUAAUGCUCUGUUGUCAUAGAAACUUACUAGAUCUCUUACUUCUACAAGUGCCUAAAACAAAUGAUGAAAGAUCUUGAAAUAUAUUUUUUGAAUAGAUACGCCAUUUCUUAAUUAAACCCGUGUUAGGUUUUAAUAGAAGAAAAGUUCCAGAUGUCAUAUUGUGUUUUUAUUAGUCAUUGUAUUCAGUUGAGUAUAUUUUAAUGCUUACAAGCUGUAAUUCAAUUUUUUUUUUUUUUUAAACUGGCUGCUUUUGUAAUUUUUUAGCUCACCUGACCUGAAAGGUCAAGUGAGCUUUUCUCAUCACUUGUCGUCCGUCGUCCGUCGUCCGUCGUCCGUAAACUUUUACAAAAAUCUUCUCCUCUGAAACUACUGGGCCAAAUUUUACCAAACUUGGCCACAAUCAUCCUUGGGGUAUUUAGUUUAAAAAAUGUGUCCGGUGACCUGGCCAUCUAACCAAGAUGGCCGCCAUGGCUAAAAAUAGAACACAGGGGUAAAAUGUAUAUUUUGGCUUAUAUCUUUGAAACCAAAACAUUUAGAGCAAAUCUGACAUGGGGUAAAAUUGUUAAUCAGGUCAAGAUCUAUCUGCCUUAGAAUUUUCAGAUGAAUCGAACAACCCGUUGUUAGGUUGCUGCGCCUGAAUUGGUUAUUUUAAGGAAAUUUUGCAGUUUUUGGUUAUUAUCUUGAAUACUAUUAUAGAUAGAGAUAAACUGUAAACAGCAAUAAUGUUCAGCAAAGUAAAACCUACAAAUAAGUCAACAUGACCAAAAUUGUCAGUCAACCCCUUAAGGAGUUAUUGCCCUUUAUAGUCAAUUUUUAACAAAUUUUUGUCAGUUUUUGUAACUUGUACGAAAAUCUUCUUCUCUGAAACUACAUGGCCAAAUUAAACCAAACUUGGCAAUAAUUAUCAUUGUGGUAUAUAGUGUCCGAUGACACCGCCUACAAAACAAAAUGGCCGACAUGGCUAAAAUUAGAACGUAGUGGUAAAAUGCAGUUUUUGAUUUAUAUCUUUAAAACUAAGACAUUUAGGGCUAAUCUUUCAAGAUUUAAAUGUCCAUCAGAAUAAGAUCUAUCCCCUCGCAAAUUUUCAGAUGAAUCUGACAACUCGUUAUUGGGUUGCUGCCCUAAAAUUGGUAAUUUUAAGGAAAUUUUUCAGUUUUUGGUUAUUAUCUUGAAUACUAUUAUAGAUAGAGAUAAACUGUAAACAGCAAUAAUGUUCAGCAAAGUAAAACCUACAAAUAAGUCAACAUGACCAAAAUUGUCAGACAACCCCUUAAGGAGUUAUUGCCCUUUAUAGUCAAUUUUUAACAAAUUUUCAUCAGUUUUUGUAACUUGUACAAAAAUCUUUUUCUCUGAAACUACAUGGCCAAAUUAAACCAAACUUGGCGAUAAUUAUCAUUGUGGUAUAUAGUUUGAAAAAUGUGUCUGAUGACACCGCCUACCAAACAAAAUGGCCGACAUGGCUAAAAUUAGAACAUAGUGGUAAAAUGCAGUUUUUGAUUUAUAUCUUUAAAACUAAGACAUUUAGGGCAAAUCUUGCAAGAUUUAAAUGUCCAUCAGAAUAAGAUCUAUCCCCUCGCAAAAUUUCAGAUGAAUCUGACAACUCGUUAUUGGGUUGCUGCCCUAAAAUUGGUAAUUUUAAGGAAAUUUUGCAGUUUUUGGUUAUUAUCUUGAAUACUAUUAUAGAUAGAGAUAAACUGUAAACAGCAAUUUUGUUCAGCAAAGUAGGAUCUACAAAUAAGUCAACAUGAUAAAAAUUGUAAGAGUACCCCUUUAGGAGUUAUUGCCCUUUAUAGUCAAUUUUGAACAAAUUUUCCUCAUUUUUGUAACUUGUACAAAAAUCUUCUUUUCUAAAACUAUGGGCCAUAUUAAACUAAACGUGGCCACAAUCAUCACUAUGGUAUCUAUUUAAAAAAAAGUGUAUAAUGACCCCACCUACCAACCAAGAUGACUGACAUCAGUAAAUACAGUAACAGGUGAGCGACACAGGCUCUUGAGAGCCUCUAGUUUUAAGUAAAAUCCUUUCUCUUAUUUAAUAAACCAAGUGUUAGCAAUGUAGAAGUAACUACAGUAAUUUUUUUAUAUUAUUAUUUUGAAAAUAUAAACAUUUAAGAAAGAUUUCUCCUCAAAUGGUGCAGUGAGAGUUCUCAAUUCUUGUGUUCAUCAAAUAAGAUAUAUAUAUAUAUAUAUAUAUAUAUUUUGAUAAAUAAAAAGUCCUUGGUACAGAAAAUAUAAUUUAAAAGUAAAAAACACAAAAAAUCACAUCAUAAAUCGAACAUUGUUUCUGUUAGCGCUUUCACCGCAUCUCCAGCGGUUCAUCAGACAGAAUUGUUAUCGUUAAUAGUAACGACUUGUGACGUUACGUUAUAGUAACGACUUGUGACGUUACGUUAUAGUAACGACUUGUGACGUUACGUUAUAGUAACGUCAUGCGGUAAUUGUAUAUAUCUUACGGAAUUUUAUUAACGGACCGAAUUUCACUUCCUAUUUAGUGUGGGCUUAUAAAGUUCAAUAAAAUAUUGUUCCUUGGCUUCACGCGGAAUUUUAUCUUCGGUCCACAUCUUAAAAAAGGGAUAUAUUUUAAAUUUUCCCUUUCCACAUCGGUCAAAGUGUUCAGAACAGGGAGAAUUUCGAAUUGACGGGUCUUUUAUCUGCUGUUUAUGAACUCUCACUCUAUCAAUUAGUCUAUUUGUUUGACCUAUGUAGUUUUUAUUACAAGUGGGACAGGUUGCACAAUAAAUGACAUUUUCCGAUUUGCAGUUCAUGCUUUUAUUCGGUUUGAUUACUGUGCCGGAUUUCAGAGUUUUACUUUGUCCCACUUCUAGCAUUUCGCACGUUCCACAUCUGGGAUCCCCGCAUUUUUGUAUUUCUGCUACCUUCUGUGUACUGAAUUGUGCUCGUGUGAGAAGUUUCUUCAGAUUUGGUGCUUGUAGACGGCUCCCAAUAAGCUGUGAUUUGUCGACAAGAUCUUUCAUUUUCUCUGAUUUGUGAAGAAUAGGUAAAAACCCUUUAGCAGAAUUUAAGAUCUGGUGAUUACGUGGAUUAUGAGUUAUAACAAAAGGAAUUGAUUGUUGUUUAUCUUUUUUGUCUUCCCUUGAUACUGUUUUUCUUAGUUCAGCGAUUGGAAUUUUCAAUGCAUUUUUAAUUCCAUUUUCAAUUAAUCUGACUGGGUAGUUUUGUCUUUUUAGAUAAUUUUUCAAUUCCUGUAGUCUCUUAUCACGUUACUCCAAAUUUAUUACUAUUGUGCAUAUACGUCGGGCUAAAUUAAAAGGAAUAUUUCGUUUGGUAUGUGACGGGUGACAUGACCUAAAAUCCAAAUACUGAUGGGUAUCGGUGGGUUUACAGUAUAAGUCCGUUAUUAUUUGUUCUUCUUCCUUGAUAAUAUUAAUGUCUAGGAAUGGGAGUUUUGAAGAGCUGGAAUCGUAAGUGAAUUGUAUUGAUUCAUUUAAGGCAUUCAGCAUUGAAUGAAAUUUAUCUAGUUCAACUUCACUUUUUGUCCAGAAAAUAAAACAAUCAUCAAGAUAUCGCUUCCAAUUUUCUUCAAUGUAAAGUCUGAAGUUUUCAUCGAAUUCGGAAGGUAUCUUUUCGUAUAGUUGUUUUUCUAUGUAACCCAUAACCAGAGUGGCAUAUGUUGGUGCCACCUUUGUACCCAUCGCGGUUCCCUUGAUUUGAAGGUAAUAAGUAAUAAGUAAUUACCGCAUGACGUUACUAUAACGUAACGUCACAAGUCGUUACUAUAACGUAACGUCACAAGUCGUUACUAUUAACGAUAACAAUUCUGUCUGAUGAACCGCUGGAGAUGCGGUGAAAGCGCUAACAGAAACAAUGUUCGAUUUAUGAUGUGAUUUUUUGUGUUUUUUACUUUUAAAUUAUAUAUAUAUAUAUAUAUAUAUUGUUAUACGCAGUAGAAAAAAACACCUUUAGAACCAAGUUUAAAUACUUUGUGAAACAGUUUAAAAAUUGAUCCAGAGUUUUGUGUUUGAUUCUGCUGUUAUGUGAUCUUAUGUGAAUUUUCAAGUUGUAUGUGUAUGUUUUCAACUACAACUGUGAGCUAGGAAAUUGUGAAAGUAGACGUUUUAAUAUGGAAUGAUUUGUUAGCAGUUGUUUUUAUUUUUUUUAAAUUUAUUUGUAAUAUCAAUUUUAAUGAGUACUGGUAGCAUUCCAGAAGCAAGUUUUGAUUAAAUUAUCACUAAUUGGAGAACACAGCGAUUAAUAUGUCAACAUUUUUAUCUGCUAUAAAAUUGGAAGAUUGAAACAGUUUCUGAACAUUGAAGGACAUAUAUCAUAUCAUUCAUUUGUUAGUAACUUAACUUUUACAGAUCUGACUGCCAACAAGCAAACUGUGAUAUUUAUAUUUAUUUAUGAUAUAUGUAGAUGAAAUUAAAAUAUAUUUAUUGUGAUGACUGAAUGUCAAAAUAAAAUAAAAUUAAAAAAAAUA
Mytilus trossulus (common blue mussel) is the source of this 8599-nucleotide messenger RNA. RefSeq names its product nephrocystin-4-like. The record is from RefSeq and is a predicted model, not a curated record. The coding region runs from base 44 to 4126 and encodes 1360 amino acids. The transcript is spliced from 28 exons. NCBI's taxonomy places the organism in Eukaryota, Metazoa, Mollusca, Bivalvia, Mytilida, Mytilidae. Gene Ontology annotation, biological process: negative regulation of canonical Wnt signaling pathway; protein localization to ciliary transition zone. Gene Ontology annotation, cellular component: non-motile cilium; ciliary base; ciliary transition zone.